GUAUGCAUGCCACCCUCGAACCCUCCUACUAUAAAUGGGCGCUGCAUUUCAUCAACUUUUCUUCACCCUUCAAUUCCAUAUACUAUAGUUUUGGACAUUAUUAAUAUAAAUAUGAUCAAUUCAAAAGUGUUCCUUCUCCUUGCCCUUUCUUUGGCUCUUUCUCUCUUCAUUGCUUCCGAGGUCUCGGCCAGGGAACUAGCCGAGACUGUCGCCGAUGCUUCAUCGGGGUCAACCGGAGCUGAGAAGGCAAAUGAUCAGGUAGCGGCGGAUCACAGCGAGCACAAAGACGCAUAUGGUGGGGGAGGAUAUGGACCGGGGUACCCGGGCGGCGGCGGUGGGUACCCAGGAGGCGGCGGUGGGUACCCAGGAGGCGGCGGUGGGUACCCGGGCGGCGGCGGCAGGUACCCCGGCGGAGGACGUUGCAGAUACGGUUGCUGCGGCGGGCGCGGGUACUACGGAGGUUGCCGCCGUUGCUGCGCUUAUAAGGGGGAGGCGGUGGAUGUGGCUAAGCCUUAAAGCCAACCAAAAUUAUUGGAUAAUAUUAUACUUUCUAUGUCACAAAUGUUAUGUGUGUAUUGGUGCUACAAUUCUCUUAAGAAGAAUGGAGACUCUUAUUAUGUGUAACAAUAAUGCAGUGAUGUUAUACCUAUCUUCCCUGCAAUGUAAUAUGAUGAAUAAAAAAAAUUGAAAUUGGUUUA
Messenger RNA from Cuscuta campestris, 698 nucleotides. Lineage: Eukaryota; Viridiplantae; Streptophyta; Magnoliopsida; Solanales; Convolvulaceae. The record is from the annotation of a GenBank genome assembly.